AUGAAAAUGUUGGCAAAUGAUGAAUAUGUUCUGGACGUGUGCACUGAACUGGAGCACCAUCAAAAAAGCUAUUUUUUGCUGCUGAAACGGACCGUCUGGAUUCAUCCACUGCGUCUAGACAAUGCACGCUACAUCGAUGUUAUGUUCUUCCAGGUUGUGCCCGAUUACAUUGAAGGACUGCUAAUUGCUCCGAAAAAUGGAAAAAUUAGCGCCGAAGCAUUGGUCAGUGUUAACAGUAGUGUACAUAGUAGAUUUCUUGUUUUUCCGCGCCUGGCAUGCAAAAAUUAG
This is a messenger RNA of Gongylonema pulchrum, 288 nucleotides long. The record is from the annotation of a GenBank genome assembly. Lineage: Eukaryota; Metazoa; Nematoda; Chromadorea; Rhabditida; Gongylonematidae.